Molecule: messenger RNA, 4317 nt
Organism: Saccostrea cuccullata (small rock oyster)
Lineage: Eukaryota; Metazoa; Mollusca; Bivalvia; Ostreida; Ostreidae
Exons: 11
Coding region: 449-4150 (1233 amino acids)
Biological process (GO): regulation of apoptotic process
Molecular function (GO): protein binding
Source: RefSeq, a predicted model, not a curated record
UUUCACAAUUCACAAUACGUUUAUCAGUACUCUUAGGACUUUGAUGCGAAGUUUGGACUCGCUGCGACCUCCUUUGCGAUGGUUAUUUUGAAGAGAAAAAUAAGAAGAAGGAACAUAUAUUAGUUCUUAAAUGAAUGGUCAAGAAGGAAAUACUUAGCUGUACUAAAUUUCUACUUUCGGUUUGAUCCUUUUACAUGUGUAAUUUAUUAUCGUUAAUUUUAGUAACACGAUGUUCAAAGGACGACAUAUGUGAAAUUUAUUGCAGUUUUAGUUUUACUAUGAUUAAUUAUGUAGAGAUUUGUGGUAAGGGACAGUUAAUUGAAGCGAAGAUGAGGAAUCAAUGAGGAGGGACAUUUUCCAUUCAGUAGUAAAUAAUGGAGGAGGGAAAAAAAAUUUAGGAAGAAGAAAAGAUAAUGAAGAUAUAGUGUAAAAUUUUCUUAUUUUAACAAUGGCAUCAAACAUUCUGGCAGGUGAUCAAUUGAACUUUACUCGUAUGGGAAUAGCAAGUGUGGAUGAAAUAAAGGUCGUUUUAGCGGACAUUUUAAGAUGUGAGAUUAAACCCAAAGACAUGCCCAAAUCCAUAACUUCGUGUUCAGAAUUGACGACCGGGAGACACAAAUUGAGGCCAAAUCAUUUGAAACUUUGUUGCCCCUCCCCUCCUGCUGUACCUGACUACAACAAAUUUGAUGUUUCUUUGUUAUACACACUUAUACGAAACCUAUGUCCACAAUUAAAGCCAACUCAGGGUUGGGGUAAAACACCGUCUAUAACAGAUAUUCAAGUCGGAGAUGACAUCGAACGUCUUAGAGAGUUUAGAAACGAGAUGUUUGCACACUUGGACUCGUCUAGUGUGGACGAUGUCGUUUUUACAGCGAAAUGGCGGGAUUUAGAACAGGUAUUUCAGAGAAUGCAAAUUUUUCUUAUCUCAAAAGGAAUCUCAGUUGACUACAGUAAGAAACUUGCAAUCAUUGCGAAGAGUGACUUUGGUUUCGAGGAUAUGGAAAAGUAUAAAAUUAUUUUAGAAGGAAUUCUGCAUAUUUUAAAAGAGAAUGGUAAUAAUUGUGGUCCUUCAAUAACGAUACAUGGAAAUGAUGAGGUUUUCUUUGGCGAAAAAACCUGCUUUCAGGCUAUAUUAGACCGAUGUUCACCCUCCAAUAACUGGCCAAUCACGUGGGAGAAAAUACAGGGAAAUAUAACAGAACAACUCGAUACUAAUAGACAGAAGUACAGGGGCAGUUCCAGUAGAUGUUUAGUGAUAGCAGACGUAUCAAAGGAAGAUGAGGGGGAAUACAGAGCCGUCAUUUCUAGAGAGAACAACGGGACACACAUAAAAGUACCUAGCAAUUGCAAGCGACUGACAGUGAUUGGAGAAAUUCCAACAAUUACCAUGCCACAGGAAGUAGAAGUUCCUUUUGGGUCAACAGCUGUUCUUCAACCCAUGAUACAGGCCUUUCCAGAUAUUGAGGCCAUAGAAUGGCAAAAGAGCAGACGUAUGGAUCCGAACGCAGAGGAAUUUGAAAUCAUUGAUGUAACUAGCCCCAAAUAUUCCAGAAGCACACUGGAUCCUAAACAUCCGAAGUUAAUCAUAAAUGAAACGACAUUUGAUGAUAAUCUUUUCUUUCGACUUGUAGUAGUAAAUAAGGUUGGAAGAUCCAGUAGCUGUACAUUUCUACAUGUUACUGGGUCUCCCCCGAAUGUCUUCAUGAUACACGAUACUGAUUUUCAAAACCAAAGCGUAACCUUGAUUUGUAAAGUUCUUAGUGAUAGCUCUCAUCCUCUGACAGGAAUAAUGUGGACAAAAGAUAACAAUAAAAUAGAUAUUUCAUGUGGUGAAGGAAAAUAUACAGGAGGUGGACCUGACAACCCAUCGCUUGAAAUCAAAAACGUAAAUGCUUCUGAUGCUGGCAUAUAUCAGUGUUGUGCGUCCAAUAUCGUUGGAACAACCCAAAGCGAAAAAGUUACUAUAGCUUUACCAAAUGUUAAACUAUUAAUUAAGGAAAAAGACGUUGAAAAUGGAGUUCUAAUGUUGCAAGCUUCCAUCAAGUCAAUCCCAGAUGCAUUUAAAGUUCAAUGGAAAGCACAAAUAACUCCUCAUGAUACAUUCCAACCGAUAAAUUUACACGAAGAAACCUAUAGGGGAACCACAAUCUCUCUUCCAAACCCACUGCUCAUUGUUAAAAACUUCAACAACUCCAAGUACUUGGAAACAUAUAGCGUGGAAGUUACUAAUUUUAUUGGUAUCAAAGUUGUUACGACUCAAGAUGUUCUGACAGGAGAACAAUUAACAGAAGAAAACAAUGAUGAACUUUUAGAUGGUGCCAAUUUGGUCAUAUAUAAGGACAGUGGUGCUAAAAUAAGAUUUAACAAUUUACGACGCGCCUUAAUAAAAGGAAUUUCAGAACAGGAAAUGACAAUUCUCAAAGACACGUUAAAAGAGAUGGGUUCAUUGGAUAUAGAAUCUCUUAACAGUGGAAAGAGUGUUACAGAAUUCGUAAAUGUACUGAAAUAUAAGAAGGUUUUCACGGACCGAGAUGUGAUAACAAUGCAGUACUUAAUGAGGGUUAUAGAGCGACCAGAUCUUGAAAAGAAAUGCAUAGAUUACGCCACCAGUAGGAAGGAGAGAUUGUGUUAUUUUCAAGAAGAAAACCACACUGAUGGAUGUACACUUGUCAAGCUACAUGUGAUGGAUGACAUAGAAAACUUCACAAAGUUGGAUUCCUUGAUUGAAACCGUAGCGGCCAUUGUAGAAUGUGAUCCUAAAUUUAUAAAAGUCGUUGGCAUCCUUCGGGAAAACAGUUUCAAUGUCGUUUUAGAAGUUGAAAAGAAACUGGCGCAAUCACUUUUAAGUAAAACGGCAAACGAAAUGCUUAAACUAGCAGAGUAUAAAGUUGAUGCAAUAGAAAUAUACGGAUAUAAAAUCACUUUUGAAAAAGAAGACUAUGACUUAAGACUACAAGACUUAGACGUUGCAGGACAAAAUUUGAAUGAAGUCAAAAGCUUUUUAUCUGGUCCAUGUACAAAUCUGUUUCGUAAAAUCCUUCGAAGAUAUGUCCAAGAUGAGGAUUUCGUAACAACGAUAAAAAAGUCCAAAGAUCAAGUAUUACCUUUAAUUAAUGUCGAUCAACACAAAAUGCUUUAUCCCAAGAAAGGAUCAUUCUCUGGGAGUUACGAAAAUUUAGAUCUGCCUCUUCUAUACAUCUUAUUCCAAACUAUUUGCUUCAUGGAACCCCAUAGCAGAGGAUGGGGUAAAACGCCAGAUCCAUCGGACACCUCAAUGGCCGCCUGCAUUGAGAAUAUUAUGGAUAUUUACAGAAAAUACUUUACUUACCCUCCGUUGUGUUUGGAGCGAUCAGAUUUUGAACAAAUUUUUAAAGUUUUUGAAAACUUGGAAGAAGCACUUAAAAAUCUAGAAAUGAAUAGUGUCGAAAAAUAUAUUGAAAGAAGGGCCAAAGAAGAAAUGGAAAGAAGAUCAAAAGAAGAGAGGGAUAUCUUCAGAAAGGGAACGGAAAAUAGAGUCAAAGGCGAGAUGGACAUCUUCGAAGAGAAAAUGUCACAAAGAGCCUCAGAAGGGACAGAUAUCUUCAAAAUGGAAUUGGAAAGGGGAACCAAAGAAAAGAAGGAUAUCUUUAAAAAGGGGAUGGAAAGAAGUACCAAAGAAGAGAAAGAUAUCUUUGGAAAAGGAAUGGAAAUAAAAGAUAAAAUGGACACCGUAGGAGAGAAAAUGUCACAAGGAGUAAAAUCAGUGAAAGAUAUCUUUACAGAUUAUUAUCAAGGUUUGAAAUUGAAAAUGGAAACCACAGAAAAGACAGAUAUCUUUACAAAGAUAAUGGAAAAAAGUAACCAAGUAGAGAGAGAUAUCUUUAGAAAAGAAAUGAAAAUAAAAACCAAAGAAAGGAAUAUCUUAUUUGAAAAGCUAAUGAACAAAAGUCAUAAAGAAGAUACAGAUAUCAUUAAUAAGGGAAUGGAAGGAAGAGUCAAAGGGAAAAUGGAAAGAAUAGAAAAAGAGCAAAAUCUUCCGGGGAAAUUCAGAGGUAAUAGCAUAAAAUGUGUUUGUGUCAUGCAGGCCUGUAGGAAUCAAUUCAGCUGGGGACAGUAUCAACUAUCAAAAUGUCACUGGCACACAAAAAAAAUCGUCAGACGUUUUAAUUAAUGGGGCACUAUACUAUACAUAUACUAGCUACUGUUUCUAGAGUAUACAUAAGAUCGGCAAAAUUUCGAUACUACAGUAUACGUUGCAUGUAUAGACCCCCUAAAUACAUCUUUCAAUGAAAGAUGAUGAAAUUUAUACUGCCCUAAGACAGACAAAAAUACCUAAAA